Messenger RNA from Corythoichthys intestinalis (scribbled pipefish), 3784 nucleotides. RefSeq names its product zinc finger protein 287-like. The transcript is spliced from 3 exons. Bases 104 to 1333 code for a protein of 409 amino acids. The record is from RefSeq and is a predicted model, not a curated record. NCBI's taxonomy places the organism in Eukaryota, Metazoa, Chordata, Actinopteri, Syngnathiformes, Syngnathidae.
GAUAAGGAAGAACCUUGAGUUUAGCUCGCUAGCUGGGAACAAGCAGAGGUGUUUGUUUCGUCCAAGCCGAGAGCAACCCUGGCCGAAACUUGUUGUGCGUAAAAUGUGUAAAGUGGAUAUGAUAAGAGCGCUGCUGAAUGCGCGACUAAGCGCAGCCGUGGAAGAAAUCUGCGUUGUGUUUGAAAGAACCAUAGCAGAGUACGAGGAGGAACUUGGUCGAACUAAAGAGGAGAAUGAGAGACAACGACAACUCCUGGACGCGGUGGACGCGGUUUUUAGACGAGACGAAUCACGAACAGCAGACAUCAGCUUAAAAGAAGAGCAAGGGGAGACACCUCACAUCAAAGACGAAGAGCAGGAGGCUGACAUCACAGAGUUGCCAUUGACUUUUGUCACUCUGGAAAGGAAACAGAAAGGUCAAUGUGAGAAGAAAAGGCUGGAGCCUGCCUGCAGCUGCUCCAGCCCAAAUGCAAGAAUGCAAGGAGACCAAUACAAAGCAUCGCGAGAGGAAAGCUUCUCUAUUCAAGUGAUGAACAGCGACAGUGUAACCUCGCAUUCUCCUGACACCGAUCACGACGACAGCUUCAAAGCUGACAUGACGUCACGCACUGGGGACAAACUAUGGAAGUGUGAAAAGAUUUUCACCAACAAGUCUUCGUUAAAGACACACAAAAGCAUGCAUACCGACAUCAGUGUAAAAGAAGAGGAAGAGGAUACACCUCACAUCAAAGACGAAGAGCAGGAGGCUGACCUCACAGAGUUGCCAUUGACUUUGGUCACUCUGGAAAGGAAACAGAAAGGUCAAUGUGAGAAGACAGGGCUGGAGCCUCCCUGCAGCAGUUCCAGGUCAAAUGCAAAAAUGGAAGGAGACCAAUACGAAGCAUUGCAAGAGGAAAUCUUCUCCAUUCAAGUGAUGAACUGCGACGGCGUAACCUCGCACUCUCCCGACACCGAUCACGACGACCGCUUCAAAGCUGACAUGACGUCAUGCGCUGGGGACAAACAAUGGAAGUGUUCCCAGUGUGACAAGAUUUUCACCAACAAGUCUUCGUUAAAAAGACACGUAAGCACGCAUACUGGGGAGAAACCUUUUGCCUGUUCAGUUUGCAGGAGAUGCUUCACCCAGAAGGGCCAUCUAAGAACACACAUGCGAGUCCACACCGGGGAGAAGCCUUAUUCUUGCACUUUUUGUGGGAAAAGUUUCUCGGUCAGGCUCAAUUUGAUAAGACACAGUAGAACGCACACUGGGGAGAAAGCAUUUAGUUGCAGUGUAUGUGAUGAACAAUUCUCUUACAAAUAUCAAUUGAAUAAACAUGUGUGUACUGUGGAGUAGAACAAGAAUCGGUAACAGUGCACAUCUUAAAUUCUGUCAAAAGAUGACUGUCUAAACCAGAGGUGUCCAGACAGAGAUUAAAGGUUCCAUGAGCCAACUUGGAAUCCUUCUACUUUGUUAACACAGUGAUAUACAGUUUAUUGUCAUAUGGUACAGUACUCAUACUUAUGUGUGUGUGAUGGAGAUGUCCCCGAUCCGAUCUUAUGAUCGGAGAUCGGGCCCGAUUCUUUUCAGAGGAUCGAGUGACAUAUAGGACCAGGUUUUUAAAAUGUUUUAUUUUUAAUUGAAUUUUCAGUAUAGUGAUCGAACAGCCCUCCAGUCAAAUUGAAUUGAACAGCUAUCACCAUCAAUGGCAGUGAAACAUCACUCGAUGCUGGCCUUCUCGGUUGAAAUGGAUUUGAUGUGUACAACAAAGUAAUUUAUUUGUACAAGAAUAUUUCAUAUUUACACUCCUAAAAAAAUGGAACACUUACACAUUGUAGGUCUGAAUUAAUGAAAUAUUUUUAUUAAAUACUUUGUUCGUUUGUUGAAUGUGCUGACAACCAAAUCACACAAAAAUUAUCAAUGAAAAUCAAAUGUAUCAACCCCUGCAGGUCUGGAUUUGGAGUUAACAUCCGCCACCUCAUCGGGAGUAUGCCCAGGUGUAGCCGGGUUAUACAGGCACACGGAGGCCACACACACUACUCAGCCUCAUUUUGACUUGUUUAAACGAUAUUACAUCAAAGUUGGAUCAGCCUGUUGUGUUUUUCCACUUUUUGAGUAUAACUCCAAAGUCUGACCUCUAUGGGUUGCCUCAUUUUAUUUUCAUAGAUAGUUUUUGUGUGACUUUGUUGUCAGCGCAUUCAACUAUGGAGGGCAACUAAGGUGGGCUUUCCUAUUUCGGGUUGAAAUCACUGAGGUGGUUGGAAAGCUCUUUGGUGGCAGGUCCCUGGAGGUGGAUGAGAUCCGCCCGGAGUUCCUAAAGGCUGUGGAUGUUAUGGGGUUGUCCUGGCUGACAUGCCUCCACAACAGUGCAUUGACAUCGGGGACAGAGCCUCUGGAUUGGAAGACUGGGGUGGAUGUCCCCCUUUUAGUAUCUUUGGGUCUUGUUCACGAGUGAGGGCAGAAGGGAACAGGAGAUCGACAGGAGGAUCGGUGCAGUGUCUGCAGUAAUGAGGACUCUGCACCAAUCCGUUGUGGUGAAGAAGGAGCUGAGCCAAAAGGCAAAGCUCUUGAUUUACCAGUCGAUCUAUGUUCCUACCCCCACCGAUGGUCACGAUCUGUGGGUCGUGACCGAAAGAAGAAAAUCCCGCAUACAAGCGACCGAAAAGAGUUUCCUUCACAGGCUGUUUGGCCUCUCCCUUAGGGGAGAGUGAUAAGCUCGGUCAUCCGGGCGAGACUCGGGGUUGAGCCGCUACUCCUCAGCGUUGAGAAGAGCCAGCUGAGGUGGCUUGGACAUCAGAUGCCUCCUGGACGCCUCCCUGGAGAGAUGUUCCGGGCAUGUUCCACCGGCAGGAGUCCCCGGGGCCAACCUAGGACACGCUGUAGAGACUAUGUCACUCAGCUGGCCUGGAAACGCCUUGGAAUACUGGAGUUGGUUAAAGUAGCUGAGGAGAGGGAAGUCUGGGCUUCAAUGCGAAAGCUGCUACCCCCGCAACCUGACCCUGGAUUAAGCGGUAGAUAAUGGUUGGAUAUAUAACUGUUGCCGAAUGUUAGGGAACAUAGAAAAGCACUUAUGUUAAUGUGAUCUUAUGCCAAUGACUGCAUUGCAGUAAUAAACAUUUUGCUGCAACGUAGACAAUAGUCUUUUUUACUAUUUAAAUAAUAGCCCCCCCCCAAGUAAAAUAUUAUAUUUCAAUUAAUUAUUUCAAAAUACAAAAUUCGUGCAGACAACACUAAUACUAGUUGGAUGUCAAAGAGGGGCCACAAAAUACUGUACAAGUGCCGCAAUUGGUCCAUGGGAUGCACGUUUGAAACCCCUAUCCUAUAUAAUUACAAUUAUAUAUAAAAAAUUAAAAAAAAAACAAUAAAAGCGCAAAUGACAUCCUCCUGUUCAAGAUGUUUACUUUUUACAAUCCUAUGUAUAUUUUCGUAUUAUAACCAGAAAAAAAUCGUCAACAGUGGUGCACAUAUUGUCAUGGAAUCUUUGCUGUUUUUGGCGAUAAGCAUCAUGGGAGAUGUUGUCAUUAAAAAGGUUGAAAUGUGUAUAUUUGUUUCAAUAAACAAUUUACAAUAUACUGUACUUAUUAUUACUGACAAAAGAGGUUUGUAAAAAAAUAAAAUACUGUACAAUAAAGUACAAUCAUUGACAAUGAUUUCUAGAGCCGAUUACAAAGUGCAUUCUCGGAAAAGCAUUUUUAUUAAGAUUGGUGUCAAAAGCAGAUGCAAAUCCACCUGUCACGAGGAUACGAUUUAAAACACCAAAAUAAGCAACAAUCCAACCCACACACCUCCAAAAAUAUAUAGUGUGUC